Molecule: messenger RNA, 2615 nt
Organism: Mycena indigotica
Lineage: Eukaryota; Fungi; Basidiomycota; Agaricomycetes; Agaricales; Mycenaceae
Product: Smr domain-containing protein
Exons: 13
Coding region: 165-2615 (816 amino acids)
Molecular function (GO): ornithine decarboxylase inhibitor activity
Source: RefSeq, a predicted model, not a curated record
CUUGUACUCCACCACCACCUUUCCGAGACCACUGGCAGAACAACUACAUGGCGAAUUUUACGAAAAAACCCAAUCUCUCUAGUAUACGCCCCACGUAUGUUUCCAGUAAUUUCUGAACUUGUUUGGCUUACAAAUAGAUAGCAACGGCCGUCAAGCCGUUGGGGAUGGGGCUGCCUUCACUUUCGACAACGAGCCAAGUGUCCUGGCUGUUUGCCAGCUCCAGGGCACCAGCGAUAUGUACUACUACUCGACUACCUUCUCUGGCGGUCCCGGGUGGCGCUUUUGACGUUCCUAAGCAGAAAUGCCCUCCCGACCGAGGGUCGUCGGAUUGUGUGACAGGCAAUCCGGCGUCGUUCUUUCAUUCCGCUCCCCGCCCCAUUCCUCUCUCUCGAAAAGACACAUCAACCCCCUCCUCCGACCUCUCUACCCCCCCACUAACUCCUGACAACGCAAGCCCACCCUCAAUUUCAAAUAAGCGCCAAAACGAUGGUCUUGACUUUCUCAUGACAGUCUUUCCGCAUAAUGGAUUGACCGCGCUGCCCCAUAGCCAGAGUGUCUCCAUCUCUGCUCCCAAUCUGGGUGCCGCCUUUGAUGGCGUCGUACUCAGUCUUCCUGGAGCUCCCAAGACUCUUUAUGUGGACGGCAAAAGCGCACACUCCAUCAGCAUCAGAGAAAGCAUCGUCGCACUCCUUGAUCUUGCCGAUGAAAGUCUGGGUUGUUCUGCGCUUGUUAUCGUCUUGGAGCGGUCUUCGCCUGCGCUUGGCAACAUUCUCCAUUCCCUCAUGUAUAUUGGGGGGAGCGUUGUUACUAAGCCGCCGUUCAAAGUCGACCCCGCGUUUGUCCUGCAACUCCAAACCAAACCACCACAACAACAGCAAUACCAGCAAGCUCACAAGCCAGAACAACCACAGGCGGCGCCACAGGGAGCAUGGCAACAACCUCCACCUACUGACCACCAUAAACACAAGCCGCCAACACGUCCUCAAUUCGACGCCAACCAAGCUAACCAACAUGACCCCCAUUACAUGGCCCUCCGGGCUGACGCAAACAAAGAGGGGGACCAAAUGGGGCGUUGCUUUUCGGAAAGCCGCCAGGCAUACGAAUCAGGCGACGGUGCUCGUGCUAAACAGCUCUCAAACGAGGGUAAAGCCCACCAGGCUAAAAUGAAACAACUCAACGAGCAGGCGGCAAACUGGAUAUUUAUUGAGAACAACAAGGACAGUGAACCCGGAGAAGUGGAUCUACAUGGACUUUACGUGCGCGAGGCUAUAGAGCGCUCAGACCGGGCGAUGGAAGACGCAAAGAGGAAAGGAGAAAGAGAGCUGAGGCUCAUUGUCGGUAAAGGCUUACAUUCACAGGGCCAUGCCGCCAAACUGAAGCCAGCAAUUGAAGACUUGAUGCAAAAACACCGAUUGGCUGCUGAGCUGGACCCCCGCAACGCUGGGGUAUUAAUUGUUCAAAUCGGAGGAAGCGGUGGUGGGGUUGGACCGGACGAGAUUACGAGGCGGCUUGAGCGGGAGGACGAGGGCUGCAUCUCUUUCUUCCAGGCGGCCAUGAUCCCGCUCACGCUCAUUUUCCUUUCCUAUACCGUUCUCGUCAACGCCGGGAGCGCAAAUAAAGGCGAUAAUUGUACCACAAACGACAACAGACUCCAACAAGGCAGUUUUCAAUUCUUUAGCGAUUGCAACUCGGUCACAUACUGCGCCGCCAAUGGGACUUGCCUCCUCAAAGGUUGUCGGAAAGAUGACUUCCCCUUUGGCUACAACCCCGGCUCCCAUUUGCCGGACAAAUGUCCAACUGGCCAAUUCUGUCCCGACGAGGCCGAUGCGUGCCAACCACUGCUUGCUGUCAAUAGCCCAUGUCAGCUUAAUCGCGACGAUCAAUGCGAAGCACCUUCCAAUUCUAAAGACCUUCGCGAUACCACAAACCGCGGGCGUAACUUCAAUGGGGCGGUCUGCUUGAACAACAUUUGCAUGUGGGCAAACAAAACAGCUGGUCAGACGUGCACUGUUGAAAACACGCCGUACAUUGCUUACGGGGCUGCUGGUGAAUUCAUCGAUAUUGUCUCACGAGGAGACUGUGUCAUUGGAUUUUACUGUGAUACCUCUUCAAAACAAUGCAUGGCGGAGAAGGCAUUUGGGGCUGCAUGUUCUGCGGACAAGGAAUGUGGCUCUUGGAAUUGCCUAGGCAGUGGUACUUGUGGUAUUGAUACCUCACUGCCGAACCACGUCGGCACCUGGGUAUAUGCCGUGGUUGCCAUCGGUAUCGUUGGCGGUAUUUUUGGAACUCUGUUUGGUCUCUUCUCUCUCCAUCGUCGACAACGUGAUGCCGAGCGAGAGAAACGAAUGCAAUAUUGGCGCGAGCAGAAUGCUUUCCACCAAAAUCUUCUCCAAAUGCGACAAGUAGCCUUGCCUGGAAAUGGUAGCGAGAGUGUCCGCAGCACUAUGUAUAGUCGGGAUGGGCUUCCUUUGGAUGAAGCGCCAAUUCUCCAACAUACCGCACCAAAGGGGUCUGGACUGCGCAAUUACAUGGCCGACGAUAGCUCCGAGUAUGACGAAGGGAUGAUGAUGCAGCCUACAACGACGACGAGGAGGGUAGACCCAGGUCGAUUCUAG